UACUGGCGCAUUCUGGAAUGACAAGCUGUUUCAUGGAAUGUGACCAGAAUGUAAACAGUGUGUUAGCUGACUGCUGUAAACAUCAUUGGGAGCUAACUUUGGUGCUGUCGCCGGUGAAUCGCACAGUUAUGGCUUAACGUUAGAUUUUUUGAGUGGAUAUGGCGGUGUUAUACUAAUUCCUUAUUCGCCGUUUCUCUUCCUCUCGUUUUAUUGCAUAUAUGAUUCUUAUGCUGUGACCAUGACCAAAGAUAUUGUUGUUGGAGAUGAAUUACCAGACUGGGUGGGGGCCAAGGAGUUUUACCAGAAAUAUGACCCCAAAGAGGUGAUUGGCAGGGGUGUGAGCAGUGUGGUGCGCAGGUGUGUGCACAGACACACGGGUCAGGAGCUGGCAGUGAAGAUUAUUGAGAUCACAGCGGAGAAGAUGACAGCCCAGCAGCUGGAGGAGGUGAAAACCUCCACGCUGAAGGAGAUCCAAGUCCUCAACAUGGUGAAGGGACACUCCUCCAUCAUUACUCUUAUUGAUUCCUAUGAAUCCACAACCUUCAUAUUUUUGGUGUUUGACCUCAUGAGGCGAGGAGAGCUGUUUGACUACCUCACAGAAAAAGUUACUCUGAGUGAGAAGGAAACCAGGAGUAUGAUGCGAGCUCUGCUUGAAGCUGUGCAGUACCUCCACUCUCUCAACAUUGUCCACCGGGAUCUGAAACCUGAGAACAUUCUCCUGGACGACACAGGACACAUCAAACUGUCCGACUUUGGUUUCUCGGUGCAGCUACAGCCUGGAGAAAAACUUAGAGAGCUUUGUGGGACACCUGGUUAUUUGGCCCCUGAAAUACUGAAGUGUUCCAUGGAUGAAAUGCACCCAGGCUAUGGCCAGGAGGUCGAUCUCUGGGCGUGUGGAGUGAUCCUUUUCACCUUACUGGCCGGCUCACCCCCGUUCUGGCAUCGCAAGCAGAUGUUGAUGCUGAGGAUGAUCAUGGAGGGUCGCUAUCAGUUCAGCUCCCCAGAGUGGGACGACAGAUCAGACACUGUGAAAGAUCUGAUAUCCAGACUUCUGGUGGUGGACCCAGCUGUCCGUCUCACUACUGAGCAAGCUUUAACACAUCCCUUCUUCAGACAGUACCAGAAGGAGGAUGUGCGUCUCUUCAGUCCCAGAAAGACAUUUAGGGUGCUCAUAGUCUGCGUGCUGGCCUGUAUCAGGAUGUACAGCCGGUACCGCAAAGCCCGACCACUGACUCGGGAGGUGCUGGCCAGAGACCCUUACUCCCUCCGCGGCGUCCGCAAACUCAUUGAUGGCUGUGCCUUCCGCAUCUAUGGCCACUGGGUGAAGAAAGGGGAGCAGCAGAACCGAGCCGCCCUCUUUCAGAACACGGCCAAGAUCAUGCUGCUGGGCCUGGAGGACUUUGAAACAUAAAAGUCAAACCUCAUUCCUUACCACUUUGGAUUUUUAUGUAACCAUUUGCAUGUGCUGUAAUAUCCGUUUUUGUCUUGUCGAGUCACUGUUGUUAAUUUUAAAGAUGAGGUAUUCAGGGACCGGGACAUUUGUAUGCCUUAAUGCGCACCAUGGCUCUGUUCAAGAUAAGCAUGCACAACUUAAUACUCCUUAUCUGCCUUUUGAUCUGAGUUUUGUGGCUGUCUGAAACUCUUCCCAUGUUCAUGUUUGCAGUGCCAGUUUGUGGUAGAGGACACAUUGCACAAUCGUUGGAUAAAACCCAUCACAUAUACUGUCGGUACUUUAUGUAUAUUUAGGAAUUUACCUGUUGAUUGACAGUUACAACAGAGGAGAGGAUGCAUUUUAUACACACUGUGUGGCUGAAGUGGACAUUAAAGCACUGUGAUCAAUUAUUUAAUAAAUAAUUAUAUAUACAUAUUAUAUUGAAACUCAGAUUGAAAGAUAUUCCAGUGUUACAAAGAACUAACUACCACUGUGUGAAAUAUUUAAGUUGUGUUUUUGGUAGAAAAUAAUUUACCUAUCCUGCAUGCAGACAUUCCUCAACAGGGAACCCACUUACACUAACUGUGAAGACCAUUUGUGACUGCAUUUCCUACCAUUCCCUACUCAGUUCAUAGUCAGUUUAAUAUGUGGCACUUUUCCUGAGAGCGCCUGCCUGAAAAAUGUACACUCAUUGUACAAAUGCAGAAAUACAUUGUACUGUAUAUGAAGAAAAAAAAAAGGUUUUAUUGUCAAUAAAACAGUCGUUUGAAUGAU
Lates calcarifer (barramundi perch) is the source of this 2206-nucleotide messenger RNA. RefSeq names its product phosphorylase kinase, gamma 2 (testis) (gene phkg2). The transcript has 10 exons. Gene Ontology annotation, molecular function: calmodulin binding; ATP binding; phosphorylase kinase activity. Gene Ontology annotation, cellular component: phosphorylase kinase complex. Lineage: Eukaryota; Metazoa; Chordata; Actinopteri; Centropomidae. The record is from RefSeq and is a predicted model, not a curated record. Gene Ontology annotation, biological process: protein phosphorylation; glycogen biosynthetic process. Bases 239 to 1411 code for a protein of 390 amino acids.